AUUACUUCCAUUAACCUCAAACACGCCAACCAGUUUCACUCUAGAUUAAGUCGAUCUCAUCAGAUUCUUCACCAAAAAUGGCUGCGAAAAGAUUGUUCAAUGAUUCUGAACGAGACCCUGAUGAGCCAGACGACAAACGGAUAAGAAAUAACACUACCACACCUUCUUUUGCUUCUGUAAUAGGAGAAGUAGUCAUGAUAAAGAACUUUGAGAAUCUUUUCACUGCAAUGGAACCUGUGCUUAAAAGAGUGGUGGGUGAGGAAGUUGAACGAGUUAUGAGACAGUGGUCACGCUCCUUUACCAGGUCUCCUUCGUUGAGACUCCAAGCAAUGGAGCAGCCAUCAAGCUUGCAAUUAUGCUUCAGCAAGAGGCUUUUCCUUCCAAUUUUCACAGGUAGCAGGAUUCUUGACGUUGAUGAGAACCCCAUCAACAUAGUUCUGAUGGACAGAAGCAACAACAACGAAAUGGUCCCCACAAGUCUCCCACAUGCCAUCAAGCUCGAGAUUCUGGUUAUUGAUGGAGAUUUUUCUCCUUCUGAGGAUUGGACGAGUGAUGAAUUUAACAGACACAUAGUGAAGGAAAGACAUGGGAAGCGACCUUUACUUGCAGGAGAAUUGAACUUGAUCAUGCGAGAUGGAGUUGCACCAACUGGGGAAAUGGAAUUCACAGAUAACUCUAGUUGGAUCCGCUGCAGGAAGUUCAGAGUUGCAGUGAGGGUAGCACCAGGGAGUAACCAAGGAGUUCGAAUUCGUGAAGGAAUGACUGAAGCAUUUAUGGUCAAGGAUCACCGUGGAGAAUUGUACAAAAAACACUACCCUCCAAUGCUUGAUGACGAAGUGUGGCGCCUGGAAAAGAUAGGUAAAGAUGGAGCUUUCAACAAAAAGUUGUCUUCGCAGGGCAUAAAAACAGUUCAAGAAUUUCUUAAACUAGCAGUCGUUGACACUCUCAAGCUAAGAAAUAUUUUGGGCGUGGGGAUGUCAGACAAAAUGUGGGAAGUGACAAUCAAGCAUGCAAUGACUUGUGACAUAGGGAGCAAGUUGUACAUUUAUCGUGGACCACAGUUUACUCUUUUUCUGGAUCCAAUAUGCAGAUUAAUUAGAGCAGACAUCAGUGGACAGACAUUUUCCAACAGAGAUCAAAUCUCCCAAUUGAAUAAGACCUAUGUAGACAAAUUGGUGAGAGAUGCAUACGCGAGAUGGCCUAGCUUGGAGGUGAUAGAUGCGGUUCUGAACGAUAACAUUGCUGUGUUAACCCAAGGUGAUCAAACUGCUGUCUCAGUAGCCACAUAUGAUCAGAAUGAGUAUUACAGUGGCCAAUCUGCAAGCUAUGUUGCAAAUAACAACACGCAAAUGGGAAGCAGCGAGUGGUCACUGUAUCAAGCCUACAGCACAUUGCCGUUUGCUAAUGGUUUUCCUUCUAAUUUCUCAGCAACACAAACAGAUGGAGACAUGACCGCUUCAGGUUCAAGCUCUGGAUGUUGAUGAGGCCACAACAAGGCAGAACUAAGUGCAUCAAAAGUUGCAGCACAUAUGUACAGUAUAUAUAUCUCUAUAUAUGUAGGCAGCUACUUACAACUAUGUAUAAGAUGUUUGUGUAAUUCAUGAAACUUAUACAUGCUUGUAAGUAGUGAUUCCUGAAUAAUGUGUCCUCGCGACAAAAAAAAAGGUAUAAGUAGCAUCAAUAGUAAAGUAUUUUGAG
Vigna radiata var. radiata (mung bean) is the source of this 1698-nucleotide messenger RNA. Its product is annotated as protein SAR DEFICIENT 1. Gene Ontology annotation, cellular component: nucleus. Gene Ontology annotation, biological process: regulation of salicylic acid biosynthetic process. Lineage: Eukaryota; Viridiplantae; Streptophyta; Magnoliopsida; Fabales; Fabaceae. Gene Ontology annotation, molecular function: sequence-specific DNA binding; DNA-binding transcription factor activity; calmodulin binding. The coding region runs from base 78 to 1481 and encodes 467 amino acids. The record is from RefSeq and is a predicted model, not a curated record. The transcript has 7 exons.